AUGCGCAAGAACUUCCAAUGUUCCUUUUUGACUAUCUCUGUUGCUCUGAUUCUCCUUCAGCUAUAUCUUCACAUUUAUCAUAACACGCGAAAGGAUGAACACCUGCGGAAGUUUUUCGAAAAGGAGAAGGCACAAAUUGCGGAUCAGCUGAUAGCCCAGCAACCAGUUGCGCCCGCAGCUAGGACGAAAAUAUUAGGAAUUCAUCCUCCUAAGAUUCCUGAUGAACAUGCUGGUCUUAUCAACGGAGAUAUUGUUGCUAUCGAGGCGGAAGCAAAAGAACAAGGUAUUCGGAAGCGAUUUCCUGACUUUAUCGUCAUGGGAAUGCAGAAAUGCGGCACUACGGCUCUCCAGUACUUCAUGAACUUCCACCCAGGAAUGCGAUCCCCAGUUGAGGGUGAGCUUCACUUCUUCGAGCGAGAAGGAAACUAUCGAAAGGGCUACAAAGCUUAUUUCGACCAAAUGCCGUACGGCGAUCCAGAACUGCUAAUUUUCGAAAAGACGCCGGAUUACAUGCAUGAUCCAAAAGUGCCCAGUCGCAUGUUCCACUUCAAGCCGGAUCUCAAGCUCAUUGCGGUCGUAUGUGACCCUGUUCAUCGAGCCUUCUCACAUUAUCUUCACGCGUUGAAUAUUACGAGGCCACAAGGUUGGCAAAUGCCUGGAGCUCAAGAAUUAAAACACAAAACGUUCGAAGAAGUUGUUUUCCAAGCUUUGGCGGAAACAAUCAACGCUACAAUGGCCAAGGCGCUUAUCCAGCUGCCGGAGGAUCAAGUGCCAUACGAAGAGAUACGUUUAAAAUUUCAUCGUUAUUUGGACAAUGGAAUGCGCACUGGACGGCGGUACUUGAUGCCUGCCUCGAUUCUAGCGCGCAGCUCGUACGGCUAUUUACUCGCGCACUGGUACAGAUACUUUCCCCGCGAGCAAGUGCUGGUAGUCGAUGGAAACGACCUCAAAGUCCGACCUGCUCAUGCGAUGCAAAGAAUCCAAGAGUUCCUGGGCGCGGAGCAGUACUUGACCGACAAGAACUUUCAUCAAAUGCCAGACACAGGGUUCUUCUGCAUUCAAGCGCGUCCAGAUUCGGAUUGCUUGAUCCCAGGAGGAAACAAGGGUCGCUCAGCGAAGACCCACAUGGACGCCCCUGUCGAAACUGUUCUCCGGCGUUUCUUCAGAGCGAUCGAGCCCGAUAACCUGGAAGUGUUCGAUGGCGUGCCCUUCUCGUGGACGGCCGAUUUGAUGGACCCCUCAGCCGAUAAGCCCUUAGAAGGCUGA
This is a messenger RNA of Oikopleura dioica, 1266 nucleotides long. NCBI's taxonomy places the organism in Eukaryota, Metazoa, Chordata, Appendicularia, Copelata, Oikopleuridae. The record is from the annotation of a GenBank genome assembly.